Molecule: messenger RNA, 849 nt
Organism: Uncinocarpus reesii 1704
Lineage: Eukaryota; Fungi; Ascomycota; Eurotiomycetes; Onygenales; Onygenaceae
Exons: 3
Coding region: 1-849 (282 amino acids)
Biological process (GO): nickel cation transmembrane transport
Cellular component (GO): plasma membrane
Molecular function (GO): nickel cation transmembrane transporter activity
Source: RefSeq, a predicted model, not a curated record
AUGAAUGCAUAUAUUCUGUAUAAAUUGAUCCAGCAGAUGAAGAAAGUUUUGCGUACCAAAGACGGUGAAGAGAACAUUUGGAAGAUCGAGGGAGGUGGAAUUUUGUUUAAGAUCCUCAAGACGAUGUUCAAGUUGAUCAACCGUCCGUGGAAGAUGUAUCCCUUGGGAGUCCUAUUUGGGCUCGGAUUCGACACCUCGUCGGAAAUCGCGUUGCUGGGCAUUUCUUCAAUCCAAGCAGCUAGGGGAACAAGUAUCUGGGUUAUACUAAUAUUCCCAAUUCUAUUCACGGCUGGAAUGUGUCUUAUUGACACCAUUGAUGGCGCCCUCAUGCUGUCCCUAUAUAUCCAACCCGCUGCCCACUUUCUCCCUUCAUCUUCUUCGUCUUCCACAGUUUCAGCACCAGUCUCAGAUACCACGGCGGAACCUCAAGCAAUAUCCCGCAACCCGCGAGACCCAGUCGCAUUUCUUUACUAUUCAAUCGUUUUGACCUGUUUGACUGUUAUUGUCGCGAUAGUGAUUGGUGUCCUCCAGCUUCUAACUCUCAUCCUGAACGCUGCAGAACCCAAAGGUAAAUUUUGGGAUGGCGUGGAGACGGCGGGGGAGUACUAUGAUGUUAUUGGUGGCGCAAUUUGCGGAUGUUUUAUCUUGUUUGGAAUUGUCAGUGUGCUACUUUACCCUCGCUGGCGACGAUGGGCUUCGAGCAAAUAUACGACUCAUGAGGGCGAAGGCGAAGCCAUCAGCGAUAUGGAGCGGGGAGACACAUCGCCUAUACAAUCUGGACAACCUUCUGACAUUAUCAAGACCGGUACACUUAUCAAUACAAAAAACCAAGAGCCAGGUGCAAGUUGA